CCGCCGUUGCUCAGCAGGGCCGAUGGGACCCCGCUGGCGCCGGAGCCGAGCCUGAGCAGCAGCCGGGAGCCCGGCGGAGCGCGCGUGGAGUUGGCGCAAACUUCCCCACUUUCGGCCAGGCUGCUUUGGGUUGCUGUACUCUAAAAGAUGCACUACUACCGGUAUCCUUCUGCCGAAAUCAGCUGUUGGUACAAAUAUCUCCUCUUCAGCUACAACAUUAUCUUCUGGCUGGCGUUGCAUUUCUCGGAGCUGGUCUGUGGGCAUGGAGUGAAAAGGGCGUGCUGUCUGACCUUUCGAAAAUGACUCGCCUCCAUGGCUUUGAUCCUGUGUUCCUCAUCUUGUUCGUUGGAGGGGUGAUGUUCAUUCUGGGCUUUGCUGGCUGCGUGGGAGCUCUGCGGGAGAAUAUUUGCCUUUUGAAAUUUUUCAGUUUCACAAUCGUGCUCAUUUUCAUUCUGGAGUUGGCCCUGGCUGUGCUGGCUUUCUUGUUCCAGGACUGGGUGAAAGCCCGGGUGGAGACAUUCUUCAAGAACAACAUUAAGGCUUACAGAGAUGACAUUGACUUGCAGAACCUCAUAGAUUCAUUGCAGAAACUGAACCAAUGUUGUGGUGCCCAGAGUCCAAACGACUGGGACCUUAACAUUUAUUUCAACUGCAGUAGUACAAGUAAAAGUCGCGAGAGAUGUGGGGUCCCCUUUUCCUGCUGUAUCCAAGAUCCUGCUCAAAAUGUGGUGAAUACCCAGUGUGGCUAUGAUGUCAGAAAUAUGUCUUCAUCGUACUGGGGGGAGCGAAUCUUCACAAGGGGCUGCAUCUCUGCCCUGGAAGCCUGGCUGCCCAGGAAUAUUUAUAUCGUUGCAGGAGUCUUUGUUGCAAUUUCAUUAUUACAGAUAUUUGGGAUUUUCCUGGCUAGGACACUGAUUUCUGAUAUUGAAGAAGUGCAGUCUGGCUUCCACUUCUCAAGAUAAAAACUAUCUGCAAAGACCAGUCGAUCUUCACUGUUUGUACCAUGACUGUAAAAAGAAAGGAAAGGAAACUUGAGGCUUAGGAAACAUCGAAUACAUCUAGAGCUUAAAGCCAUUAUACGUCUUUGGUUAAAAUGCUCAGUGGUAUCCUGCUCUUCUUUUUGCCACUUGUGAUUGUUUGCAGCAUUAUUUUCUUUGAAGGAGAUGCAUUUAUCUUCAGCCCUCUACAAGCUGAUGGAUGAAGACCUGAGUGUACAGCAGCGGCUUACAGAUUUCUAGUCAGGACUGCUGUCUUCAUUUGUUUUCUUUCUUCUUCUUUUUUUUUACAGUAUUUUGAAGUUAGAAUGUUACAUUCCAAAUGUUGAUCAGUGCCUAGAAAGAGGGUCCCAUGAUGCCAAAAAAUUAUAACUUAAGGAGGGAAAGGGAGGGGAAGAUCUGCAAGAUAACUUUGAUACUGAAAACAAGUUCAGGGAAUGUUGUGCAUGUUAACAAAUUGAUGUAUAUUGUAUGUGAGAGUUUAAAUGGAAGCCAUGUGUGCGUAGUUGUAUGGGUGGGUGCAGUGAAAGACUCCUGCUCUUCCCUAAAACUUUGGUUGGACUCAUGUGUAUAGAAGAAGGAAGUUUUUCUCGUGUGGACCAGAUCCAGUGAAUCCAUUUGAGGUGCUACAAGAUCUGGAGAGAACACUGGAUUUACUUCAAAAUGACUCUCAUCAGGUUGAAAAUCCUUACCUAAGUGGAUUUAUAAAACAAAUACUAUUCUUUUCA
Candoia aspera is the source of this 1723-nucleotide messenger RNA. It is a transcript of the gene TSPAN14, whose product is annotated as tetraspanin 14. Gene Ontology annotation, cellular component: plasma membrane. The transcript has 9 exons. The coding region runs from base 300 to 962 and encodes 220 amino acids. The record is from RefSeq and is a predicted model, not a curated record. NCBI's taxonomy places the organism in Eukaryota, Metazoa, Chordata, Lepidosauria, Squamata, Candoiidae.